AUGCCCAACAGCAGCUCCAUCACCGAGUUCCUCCUGCUGGCAUUCGCAGACACGCGGGAGCUGCAGCUCCUGCACUUCGGGCUCUUCCUGGGCAUCUACCUGGCUGCCCUCCUGGGCAAUGGCCUCAUCCUCACCGCCGUAGCCUGUGACCACCGCCUCCACACCCCCAUGUACUUCUUCCUCCUCAACCUCGCCCUCCUUGACCUGGGCUGCAUCUCUACCACUCUCCCCAAAGCCAUGGCCAACUCCCUCUGGGACUCCAGGGCCAUCUCCUACGCAGGAUGUGCUGCUCAGAUCUUACUGUUUCCCUUUUUCAUCGCGGUAGAGUAUUCCCUCCUCACCAUCAUGGCCUACGACCGCUACAUUGCCAUCUGCAAGCCCCUGCACUACGGGAGCCUCCUGAGCAGCAGAGCUUGUGCCCAGAUGGCAGCAGCUGCCUGGGGCAGUGGCUUUCUCUAUGCUGUCCUGCACACGGCCAGCACAUUUUCACUGCCCCUCUGCCAAGGCAAUUCUGUGGACCAGUUCUUCUGUGAAAUCCCCCAGCUCCUCAAGCUCUCCUGCUCAGACUCAGACUAUCACAGGGAAGUUGGGCUCAUUGCCCUUAGUGGCUGUUUAGCCUUUGGGUGUUUUGUUUUCAUCGUGCUGUCCUACGUGCAGAUCCUCAGGGCCGUGCUGAGGAUGCCCUCCGAGCAGGGCCGGCACAAAGCCUUCUCCACGUGCCUCCCUCACCUGGCCGUGGUCUCCCUGUUUGUGGCCACCUCAAUGUUUGCCUACCUGAAGCCCCCCUCCAUCUCCUCCCCAGCCCUGGAUCUGUUUCUGACUGUGCUGUACGUAGUGCUGCCUCCAGCUGUGAACCCCCUCAUCUACAGCAUGAGGAACAAGAAGCUCAAGGAAGCCCUCCAGAAAAUAUUCGAGUACCCUUUGUGAUCCAGUAUUUCAGGAUCACUAAGGUGCCCCUCAUCCCCUUAUGA
Molecule: messenger RNA, 971 nt
Organism: Cygnus olor (mute swan)
Lineage: Eukaryota; Metazoa; Chordata; Aves; Anseriformes; Anatidae
Product: olfactory receptor 14C36-like
Exons: 1
Coding region: 1-927 (308 amino acids)
Biological process (GO): G protein-coupled receptor signaling pathway
Cellular component (GO): membrane
Molecular function (GO): G protein-coupled receptor activity; olfactory receptor activity
Source: RefSeq, a predicted model, not a curated record